Molecule: messenger RNA, 1091 nt
Organism: Lingula anatina
Lineage: Eukaryota; Metazoa; Brachiopoda; Lingulata; Lingulida; Lingulidae
Product: ADAM 17-like protease
Biological process (GO): membrane protein ectodomain proteolysis; Notch signaling pathway
Cellular component (GO): plasma membrane
Molecular function (GO): metalloendopeptidase activity
Source: RefSeq, a predicted model, not a curated record
AGAACAUCCAAAACAAAUAUAACAUGGCGCUGUCGGCUGGUUGACCUAUUUUCCGGGUAUUUUAGAGCUGUAUAUAAUCAAGAAAACUCCCUAGUUUCAGUCAGUCUAUUUCGUUAAUAUGCGAUGGAAAGGAUCGGGAUGAUCACCGUGUACAUAUCUGUACUAUUAUUUCAUGUAAACUGUGCCACAUUAACUGGGCGCCUGGCCUACUUUGAGACGCUACAUCACCGUGACUUCUCACAUGUGAUACAUAGACGUAGUCUCCACACACAGACACCAAGCCAUAGAGAAGUGGCUUUUAGUGCACUGGGCAGGCGGUUCCAUCUGUUCCUCCAAAGCCAGCGUGGCCUGCUGUCGCCAGGGUUCCAAGCCUAUGCUGUAGAUGGUGCGGGGAAGAAGAAGACCAUUAGUGUAGACCCUGAUGAGGUGUAUAGUGGAUAUGUAGAGGGAGAGCCAGACUCUAGUGUCCUGGCGUAUUUUGAAGACAAAGACCUGUCAGCUACCAUCAAAACACCAGAAGACACCUAUGUUAUUGAGCCCUCGUGGCGCCACCUAUCCAAGUCAGAAAACUACAGCAUGAUAGCGUACCGAGGGUCAGACAUGGAGAAGGAGUUCAACAGAGAACAUCCUAACCACAUUGGCUCCCAGUUUUGUGGUGCUAUUAAAGAGGGCUGGAAUGCCACAGACACCAGUGAGGAAGACACAGAUAAAGAUGAUGACACAGCAUCGCGUGCCAAACGCCAAACAACCUUCACACGGCGCAGGUGCCCGCUGCUGCUGGUGGCAGACUAUAAGUUCUAUGAGGAGAUGGGGCGCGGUGCGGAGGAAGAGAUGGGUGGUCUAAAGAGGACCACCACUUACUUGAUAGCGCUGAUCGCCAGGGUGAACCACAUCUACAGAAACACCUCCUUUGAUGGUCUGGAUGACUUCGGCUUUGAAAUCAAAGAAGUCCGUGUCCAUGAGACAGCAACAGUGCCUUCUGACCCAAAACGUCUCCACUACAACAUGGAUAUCCAGAAGGCGCUUAACAGGCAGUGGGAUACCAGAGAGUUACUAGAGGUAUAUGAUGAGGGUCAUGUGUUGAUGAGGGG